ACUGUCCCACUUUGGGUCUUUUUGUCUGAUUUGGGGAGGAGUCGAAGUCUUCCUCCUCCCCACCCUAUUAGGUAUCUCGACCAAUCCGUUUAAGGCUUGUCAGGAAUAGAGUAGGGAAGGAGUAGUAGUGUGAGGCGACGCAGAAUACGCAUGCGCAGAAUGCGUCUGGGCGGGCGAUGCUGUUUUUGAGGGAAAGAAAAGGGGAAGGAGAGGCUUCCCAGGAUUGGCUGGAGCAAGGCGUCACUCUGCUGCGAGCGCUGUGAUUGGCUCAGGAGCCUUUCGCGGGCUCAGAUGAUUUGUGGCAAGGAUGCUGAGGCGUGGGAUUAUAUACAGAUAUUUUUCUGGCUUUGCACCUGUCAAGAAAUGGACUUGGAUCAACUUGAUGUGAACCCCAGAGUGAUUGCAGCUAUUAAGAGAGCAAACCUGAAAUCAGUCAGAGAGAUUUUCAAUCUUUCCCAAUCAGAUUUGCAAAGGGUGACAAAAUUAUCCAGUGUGGAUGUACAAUACCUGCUAAAAACAAUUUCUAGUGCAGUGAGGAAAAAACAUGUCCUUACAGCUCUUCAGCUCUUCAAAGACAAAAACCAACGCAGGAAAUUAAGCCUGGGCUGUCCGGUUCUCGAUGGCUUCCUCCAAGGCGGCAUUCCCCUAACAGGGAUUACUGAAAUUGCUGGCGAGAGCUCAGCUGGGAAGACACAAAUUGCUUUGCAGCUGGCCCUUUCUAUACAAUAUCCAUAUAAAUAUGGUGGUCUAGAAUCUGGUGCUGUUUACAUUUGCACAGAAGACGCUUUCCCAAACAAACGCCUGCAGCAACUGAUCCAGCAACAGGCAAAUCUGAGAGAUGAUGUUCCGCCCAUUGUGGUGCAAAAGAUAAAAUUUGGAAAUCGUAUUUUUGUUGAGCACACAGCAGACCUGGAUGCUUUCCGCAAUUGCAUUACUAAUAGAAUUGGUAUACUACUCUCGAGAGGCAUGGUGCGGCUCAUUAUUGUUGAUUCCAUUGCUGCCUUGUUCAGAUGUGAGUUCGGUGCUAAAGAUUCUGUCCUGAAAGCCAAAUAUUUGCUAAUGUUUGGAGCAAAGCUUCACGAACUUAGCAGCCAAUUCCAAAUCCCCAUUGUGUGCAUUAAUCAGGUAACCGACACAAUGGAUACAGCUGGGAGAGCUGUUCAUAGUCCAAGCUGUACAGCUCAGAGAGUUGCUCCAGCCCUAGGAAUAACGUGGUCCAAUCAACUAUUGAUGAGACUAAUGGCAAGUCGGACAGUCCAUUUUACACAGACUGCAAAUGAUGCUCAUCAACACAACAGAGGGGCCUUACGGACGUUGAGGGUUAUUUUUGCUCCUCACUUGCCACAGACAUCUUGCCAGUACACAAUAAACCUGGAAGGUGUGCGGGGAAUAAAGGAAGACAUUUUGGCAGGUUUAUGAAGAAAUCUGCAUAGCAAAAACCCAUGGGUUACUUACAGACUUAUUGACUAGACUGUGCUCCUACAAUGUUUAAGAUAUAUUUCCUACUGUAUCUUGGAAUGAGCAUGAAUCCUAUAUUUUUAUAGAUACUGUUUUAUAAUUACUGAAUAUAAAAACUGCCAUCGUA
Anolis carolinensis (green anole) is the source of this 1585-nucleotide messenger RNA. RefSeq names its product X-ray repair cross complementing 3 (gene xrcc3). The record is from RefSeq and is a predicted model, not a curated record. The transcript is spliced from 8 exons. Gene Ontology annotation, cellular component: replication fork; Rad51C-XRCC3 complex. The coding region runs from base 292 to 1419 and encodes 375 amino acids. Gene Ontology annotation, molecular function: ATP binding; ATP-dependent DNA damage sensor activity; four-way junction DNA binding. Gene Ontology annotation, biological process: resolution of mitotic recombination intermediates; double-strand break repair via synthesis-dependent strand annealing; telomere maintenance via recombination. NCBI's taxonomy places the organism in Eukaryota, Metazoa, Chordata, Lepidosauria, Squamata, Anolidae.